AUGGCAUCUGCUGAUUCGAGGAAGGAGCUGGAGUGUGCCCUGUGUCUGAACAUUUAUACAGAUCCCGUAACCCUGAAGUGUGGACACAACUUCUGUCGGAACUGUAUUGGUCAUGUGUUGGAUAUACAGCAGCGGUCUGGAGGGUAUUCCUGUCCUGAAUGCAGAGAAGAUUUCCAACAGCGGCCUGCACUGCGAAGGAACAUUACACUACGUAACCUAGUGCACGAUUUCCUGUCUGCUCAGCCAGAUCAAAAAUCUACAUACUGUAUUCAAACAUCUAUGAAAUCCUUGUUAGUAUGUGAAGCUUCUCUGUGUCACAAUCAUCUGAAGUUCCACAGCAAGUCACCAAAACAUGUCUUAUGUGGCCCCACCGCUCCCCCGGAGAACAGGGAAUGCUCUGUCCAUAAGGAAGUACUGAAGUUUUACUGCACUAAGGACUCCACCUGUAUUUGUCUGUCCUGCAGGCUGGAUGAGGAACACUGGGGACACCAUGUGGAGACUCUGGAUGAGGCCUCCAAGAUUAGGAAGAAGAAACUGAGAAAUGUUUUGAAGAAACUGAUGCCAGUGAGAGAGGAGAUAGAGAAUGGAGUCCAGAGUCUGCAGGAACGCAGGAGUAAAGUACAAGAAACGGCAGAUGAUGAAACGGAGAAAGUCACUGCCCUAUUCGGAGACCUCAGGGGACGUCUGGAAAACCUGGAGAAAAGAGUCCUGAGUGAGAUCUCCGGGCAGGCAGACCGGGUCUGUCUCUUACUGUCUGAUAUGAUCCAACAGCUGUUAAUAAAGGAAGAGGAAUUGUCCAGGAAGAUGGGGGACAUUGAGGAGCUGUGUAACAUGAAGGAUUCACUGACUGUCCUACAGAAAUCGGGCAGAGGUGGCUUGUGUGAUAUAGAAGUUGGAGAUAACAGAGAGGCACGUGAUGGACUCCUCCACGAGGGAGUGGAUCUGGAUGUGGCGUGGAUCUCGCACACAUUACACACGGGUUUAUCUGAUAUCGUGUCUGGGGUAGUUGUCCAGAAACCUACAGGCACACGUGUCUAUCCACAUUCUGUUGCAAAGGGCAAAGUUCCUUUGGGGGUUACAGACCUAUUACUGGAUGUGAGCACAGCUGGUAAUAAUAUCUAUAUAUCAGAUGAUCGGACAACUGCAUCCUCAUCAUCGAAUCAGAAUCGCCCCGAAACACCAGAGAGAUUUCAAUAUGAUCAGGUGAUAAGCAGUCAGAGUUUAUCCUCAGGGCGACACUUCUGGGAAGUGAAUGUCGGGGGGUCAGAGUGCUGGAUAGUUGGCAUGUGUUACCCCAGUAUAGACAGGAAAGGAUGUCAGUCAGUGAUUGGAUACAAUCAGAAAUCCUGGGGUUUGGAGAGGUUUGGGGGUAAUCAGUACUCACUGAUACAUGACAGGAAGAAGAUCCAAAUAACCGGAAAUAUCUCCAGUAACAGAGUUAUGAUCUAUCUGGAUUAUCAGGCCGGGAGGAUCUCCUUUUACGAAUUGUGUGACCCGAUCCGACCCCUCAUCACCUUCACCACCACCUUCACCGAGCCCCUCCAUGUUGGAUUAUUGGUAGGGAGUGGUUCCUGUAUGAAAAUAUCUGAGGGGAAAUGGAUGUGA
Molecule: messenger RNA, 1605 nt
Organism: Rana temporaria (common frog)
Lineage: Eukaryota; Metazoa; Chordata; Amphibia; Anura; Ranidae
Product: E3 ubiquitin-protein ligase TRIM39-like
Exons: 1
Coding region: 1-1605 (534 amino acids)
Molecular function (GO): zinc ion binding; protein binding
Source: RefSeq, a predicted model, not a curated record